UGCACGGUUGAUACAGAAUAUCUACAUUUCUUCUUGAAAAUUUUUGUUAACUUCCUGAAAAUGAAUUCUUUCAAUAACAAGACACCGGCAUAUAUGUAUGCCAAAGGUUUCAAGCUUGACAAAUUUCUUGGAAAUUUACAGGCUUACAAAAUUGCUACAGGCCAAGUAAACAAGAAUGAACUAAAGAAUGUUUCUGAAAGAUUUGGAUCUGACGAAGGUGCAGUGUUUGGAACUCUUAUUACAAAUGCCUCUAAAAGCUCCAAAAUUGAAGGUAAGAAGAGGCAAUCACCAGCAAGAAGAAGAAGGAGGAAAAGAAGAAAGCAAAACAAUGGAGAAGGGGAUGAAGAACAUCCUGAUUCCUCUGUGUCAAAGUCAAAUUCAGGAUCUCUUCCUUUGACUUUAGAUGAACCACUUACCAUUCCAUCAGCACUGUUGGCAUACAAAGACUGUGGCUCCUCAGAUGAUGGUGACAAUGAUUCUAAAAAUGCACAGAUGGAUGGAUAUUCUUCAUCUACAACCAAUGAGAGUGAUGACUCCGAUGAGGGUGAAACAGACUUUUUUGGACUGAAUUCUAACGAAAAGGAAAUCAAAAGCUCAAAAUCUAAAACUUCCUUGGAAACAUACAGUGAAAGAUCAAGUAGAUACACAAGAGCAAAGGAGGAAAAAAGGCAGCUGAAUCAAACCAGUUAUACAGAAAAUAAGCCAGAGAUGUGGGAUAAAACAAAGCUUAAAUACAAAGAACAAAUCAGUACCUUAUCAACCUACAAGUGUUGGAGAUGCAGACGGGUUGGUCACCUCCCACAAGACUGUACAGUGAAGACUGUCAGCUCAACAGUUGGAUUUGCAAGGCAGCAAAAUGAAUUUUUAUACAGUUGCAGUGAUACUCUACAGAAACCUUCAGAGGGGCCGUAUGACUCCAGCCGAUUGAAAGAGUAUUACAAAAGAUGUCACAUGCUUCGCGAAUCCAAAGAUGCAAAGUGUAGUGACUGUGGCGUGAGGUCAAACCUGGCGUACUGUUUUGAGUGUGGAUUAAUUUUAUGCGACGGCCGCGGACAUCUUAUCGAUCAUCUAAUGGAGUAUCCCAGCCAUACGAAACUUUACUCCUACAAACUUCAGAGACAGAUUAAAUGCUGUAAAUCAACUUGUGAGGUGAUGGACGCCACCCAGCUGUUAAUGUGUUCUUCGUGUCUCGACAGAGUGUUUACAAGUCAUUACUCCAUGAUUAACGCAACCUGGUCUAGGACUGGACUAAAAGCGCUCCCUAAUACUCUCGCAUGUGAGCAGCAUUUUCAUUGGCACCGAAUGAAUUGUGCUAAUCCUACUGGAGAGGCCCUGGUAACGAGGGAAAAACUGGAGAAUAGUAGGGCGAGAGGCGACGGACUCCUCAGUGAAUUUUAUUUUUAAUCAUAUCGGGAGAAAGGAUGCAGUAAAGAAAAGAAAAAAGAAAAGGUUCUCCUAGAAAAUAAAAAACGAACCGAAACGGGAGAUAUCCGGUAAAAAUGACCGUCACAAGGAAGGAUUGCCUGAGGAAACCGGCACUACAGAGAAAAUGAAGAAUUUAACCGCGUUUAUCUUUGUAGGAGGGAGAACGAUUGAUUGGUAAGGGACUCAAAGAGAAUGAAAAUAUUGAAAAAACUUUUCUCCAGGGAGAGGAAAGUGUUAGAACUCAGGAAUUUGGGAGGAAACUUUUAUCUAGGUAAAGGGAAGGAUUGCAAACGAAGCUAACUGUUAUCUCGUGUAGAGAGAAGGAGAAAUUUUUC
Messenger RNA from Pocillopora verrucosa, 1760 nucleotides. RefSeq lists its product as uncharacterized. The record is from RefSeq and is a predicted model, not a curated record. Gene Ontology annotation, molecular function: zinc ion binding; nucleic acid binding. NCBI's taxonomy places the organism in Eukaryota, Metazoa, Cnidaria, Anthozoa, Scleractinia, Pocilloporidae.